AUGGCGGCCUGCAGGAGGAAACAUGUUCUGCUCGCUGCCGCGCUCUCCAGCCUCGUCAUGCUCACUGCAGGCUUCAUCCCUCCGUCAUGCCUGCCGACAAAGUCGCUGAGAGCGUCUGCUCGCAUGCUCGUGCCGCGGAAGCGCCGAGGGCGCGGGCAGGUCAUGAUGGCUAGAGGGGGGCUGGGUGGCUUCUUCGAGAAGUUUCUAGGGGGUGCAGGAGAGGACGAGAGCAGGAGGGAGUACGAUGAGGUUCUCCGGACCCUGUCCUGUGCCGAAGGAUGGGACAUCAGCAUGGAGAUCGGAUCUACCCCAGCACGGAACGCCGGGGGCACAGGAUCGCUGGCGAAGAAAGACACCAUGACGGUGCAGAUCGGAGCAUCGGUGAGGUUGGAUGUGGACGAAGGGUACGAUCCUCCUCAGGGUUCGGUUAUCCUCACAUCCGAGUCGAAGAUCUUUGACGGUAUAGGCUUCUGGAGCGUCCAGGAGGACACGGACGACGGGGUUCCGACAGCCAUCCAGGCAAGUCUGAACAGCCCCAUCGGGAUCACCGUGAGCGGGGAGACCAUCGUGAGCCCGGGUCAGGUGUUCCUCAACUUCAAGGUGAAGAGGGAGGAGAGGAGGGAGGGAGAGGUCUUCUACGACAUGCCUAGGGGCCUGGUGACUGUCAAGGAGGACCUGAAAAGCUCCUUUCUCUUCGCCUCCUACGAUGGGCUGCUAGCCGAGUUCAAGCUGAUAGGAACUUGCACAGCGAGGAGGAGGACGAAGGAGGGAGUUAAGGAGGAAGAGACGAAGGAAGAAACUGAAGGAUGA
This is a messenger RNA of Guillardia theta CCMP2712, 810 nucleotides long. RefSeq lists its product as hypothetical. The transcript has a single exon. The record is from RefSeq and is a predicted model, not a curated record. The coding region runs from base 1 to 810 and encodes 269 amino acids. Lineage: Eukaryota; Cryptophyceae; Pyrenomonadales; Geminigeraceae.